CUCGACGGGUGAGGAGCCGCGGAGCGAUCGGCUUCUGGAGCCCUGUGCGCGUGCGCAGCGAACAGCUGUCAUCUAGUGCGGAACAAGUCUGCCGAAUUUCCCAAAUCUCCCUGGGCCAGAGGCCACUGUCUUCCUUUCCAUCCUCCUCCUCUGGAUCGUGUCUUCGCCCCCACCUGCGCGGCAGGAGUCAGGGUCUUACUCUGGCUCAGGCAAGUCUGGAACUCCUGCGCUCAAGCAAUUCUCCCUUCUCAGCCUCCCACAGUGUUGGGAUUACAGACACUGCCCCAGCUGUCAUGGAGGUGGCCCAGGCGGAGAGCCCUCUGAACCCUAGCUGUAAGAUAAUGACCUUCAGACCCUCCAUGGAGGAGUUCCGGGAGUUCAACAAAUACCUUGCAUACAUGGAGUCUAAAGGAGCCCAUAGAGCGGGACUUGCAAAGGUGAUUCCUCCUAAAGAGUGGAAGCCAAGGCAGUGCUACGAUGACAUUGAUAAUUUGCUUAUUCCAGCACCGAUUCAGCAGAUGGUCACAGGGCAGUCUGGACUGUUCACUCAGUACAACAUCCAGAAAAAAGCCAUGACCGUGAAGGAGUUCAGGCAGCUGGCCAAUAGUGGCAAAUAUUGUACUCCGAGAUACUUGGAUUAUGAAGAUUUGGAGCGCAAGUACUGGAAGAAUUUAACUUUUGUGGCACCUAUCUAUGGUGCAGAUAUUAAUGGGAGUAUAUAUGAUGAGGGUGUGGAUGAAUGGAACAUAGCUCGCCUAAAUACAAUCUUGGAUGUGGUUGAAGAAGAGUGCGGUAUUUCUAUUGAGGGUGUAAAUACCCCUUAUCUCUAUUUUGGCAUGUGGAAAACCACAUUUGCGUGGCACACUGAGGACAUGGACCUCUACAGCAUCAAUUAUCUCCACUUCGGAGAGCCCAAGUCUUGGUAUGCUAUACCCCCGGAGCAUGGAAAACGACUUGAAAGACUGGCUCAAGGUUUUUUCCCAAGCAGCUCCCAAGGGUGUGAUGCAUUUCUUCGCCACAAGAUGACACUGAUUUCUCCAUCAGUAUUGAAGAAGUAUGGUAUUCCCUUUGACAAGAUCACACAGGAGGCUGGUGAAUUUAUGAUCACUUUCCCAUAUGGCUACCAUGCUGGUUUUAAUCAUGGUUUCAACUGUGCAGAAUCUACAAAUUUUGCUACUGUCAGAUGGAUUGACUAUGGAAAAGUUGCUAAAUUGUGCACUUGCAGAAAAGACAUGGUGAAAAUUUCCAUGGAUAUCUUUGUGAGGAAAUUUCAGCCAGACAGAUACCAGCUUUGGAAACAAGGAAAGGAUAUAUACACUAUUGAUCACAUGAAGCCCACUCCAGAAUCUACCCCUGAAGUGAAAGCAUGGCUCCAGAGAAGGCGGAAAGUAAGAAAAGCAUCUAAAAGCUUCCAGUGCAAUAAGUCUCACUCUAAAAGGCCCAGGGCUGAGGAGGAUGAGGAAGAGUCAGCUGAAGUCGAUGGGGCAGAGGUCCCUAACCCCAAUUCAGGCAUUGAUGACCUCAAGGUCAGGGAAAAGCCAGAAGCAGCAAUGAAGCUGGGGAACCCAGGAGAAGAGACCCCCGCUGGCAGCAUGCAGCUGCAUCAGAAUUUAUCAGAUACUAUCAAGUUCUCAGAAAACAGCUACUUAACUACAUCAAUAAAAGAAGAAAUAAAAACUGAGAAUGACAAAGCCUGUGCCACAAGUGCACCUUCUAAAGCCAAUGAUGCCAUACCAUUAUCUAGUGGCCAUGUGAAGUUCGAAGAAUCAGACCCACCCAGACUUUCAUGGCUAAAGUCACCUGAGUCAUCUUCCUCAGUGGCAGAGAAUAAUGGUGUGUUAACAGAGGAAGAAGAGAGUGAUGUGGAGAGCCAGGGGAGUGGCCUUGAACGUGGGGAAAUCCCAGUGAUCCCCAGUGGAGAGAGAAAUGUCUUCAAAGUCCCCACAAUAACAGAGGGAGAGACCAAGACCUCUAAGAGUUGGCGCCAUCCACUUAGUAAGCCUCCAGCGCGAUCCCCAAUGACUCUGGUGAAGCAGCAGGCAGCAAGCGAUGAAGAAUUGCCUGAGGUUCCAUCGAUUGAGGAGGAAGUGGAAGAAACAGAGUCUUGGGCGAAGCCGCUUAUCCACCUUUGGCAGACAAGGUCCCCUAACUUUGUGGCUGAACAAGAGUAUAAUGCAGCUGUGGCGAAGAUGGAGCCAUACUGUGCCAUCUGCACUCUGCUCAUGCCAUACUACAAGCCAGAUAGCAGCAACGAAGAAAAUGAUGCUAGAUGGGAGACCAAAUUAGACGAAGUGGUUACGCCGGGGGAAAAGACCAAGCCCCUCAUUCCAGAGAUGUGUUUUAUUUAUAGUGAAGAAAAUAUAGAAUAUUCUCCACCCAGCGCUUUGCUAGAAGAGGAUGGAACUAGUCUUCUGAUUUCUUGUGCAAAAUGCUGUGUUCGGGUUCAUGCAAGUUGUUAUGGUAUCCCUUCUCAUGAGAUCUGUGAUGGAUGGCUCUGUGCCCGGUGUAAAAGAAAUGCAUGGACAGCAGAAUGCUGUCUCUGCAAUUUGAGAGGAGGUGCUCUUAAGCAAACUGAGAACAAUAAGUGGGCCCAUGUCAUGUGCGCCGUUGCGGUCCCAGAAGUGCGAUUCACUAAUGUCCCUGAAAGGACACAAAUAGAUGUAGGCAGAAUACCUUUACAGAGGUUAAAAUUGAAAUGCAUCUUCUGCAGACACCGGGUUAAGAGGGUCUCUGGAGCCUGCAUCCAGUGUUCCUACGGGCGCUGCCCAGCCUCCUUCCAUGUUACAUGUGCCCAUGCCGCGGGGGUGCUGAUGGAGCCUGACGACUGGCCAUACGUGGUGAACAUCACAUGCUUUCGACAUAAGGUCAACCCAAAUGUGAAUCAGCACAGACCAGCAACAGCCCACGGCUUGUCCACAUCUCUCAAGAAAAUGCCCAAGAAUCUGGACUCCAUGGGGGACAGGCUUCCAGACCUCGGGAAGUCCAAGGCCUGUGAGAGGACCCUGUCUGUGGGCCAGACAGUCAUUACAAAGCAUCGGAACACCCGGUAUUACAGCUGCAGAGUGAUGGGUGUGACAUCACAAACCUUCUAUGAGGUCAUGUUUGAUGAUGGCUCCUUCAGCAAAGACACAUUUCCUGAGGAUAUCGUGAGCCGAGACUGUGUGAAGCUGGGCCCUCCUGCCGAAGGAGAAGUUGUUCAAGUCAAAUGGCCUGAUGGCAAACUCUACGGGGCAAAAUAUUUUGGAUCAAAUGUUGCUCACAUGUACCAGGUUGAAUUUGAAGAUGGGUCCCAGAUAGCAAUGAAGAGAGAAGACAUCUACACCUUAGAUGAAGAGUUACCCAAGAGAGUGAAAGCUCGGUUUUCCACAGCCUCUGAUAUGCGAUUUGAAGACACAUUUUAUGGAGCAGACAUAAUCCAAGGGGAGAGAAAAAGGCAAAGAGUCCUGAGCUCCAGGUUUAAGAAUGAAUAUGUGGAUGACCCUGUGUACCGCACUUUUUUGAAGAGCUCCUUCCAGAAGAAGUGUCAGAAGAGACAGUAGUCUGUAUAUACAUUGCUGCAGGCAAUGGAUCAGCUUGGGUUGGAAGAGAGAAGAUGAAGGGACAGCCUUAGUGCUGUGCUCUGGUUUCACUGGGGUAGGUGACACAUUGUGUCUCUGACAGUGGUGAAUCAAGCUUCCAGAGUUUGGUCACCAAAAGUACAAAAUACACAUAUUAUUAAUUGGAUGCCACAAUCUGAAGUCAUCCCCUAGUCUUACUUUCACUUGUCAGCAAUUAUCUUCUGUGAUUCCAAAGAACUUUUCUAAGUGAAAGGUAACACUAGCGAAUCAUCCCCCUAGAAAAAGCCACUGCCAGAAAGGACGAGGGUCCUCAUGUGUGGCUUCUGCCCCCGGUUAGGAAACAUGCAGAGACUUCUCUCCCCCAGCUCCAGCAGGUCGGAGCCUCGUUGCCCAGGUGGGAGGGUGAUAAUUUCUAUAUUUUCCACAGUCAGAGAAGUCCUCUCACUUACUUGUUUUCAAUGGCAGUUUUUAUAAAACAUUUUUUAAAACACAAAUGGCAUGUAUGGUAAUGAGAUUUACCCGUGUGCUAUCUAUAUUUCCCUUGUACAGAACUUUUACAUUUUUUUAUAUUCCUAUUGCUUUUGAUUGUGUGUGACGAGAACUGAGUUGUUGGCCUUUCUGAAAUGAAAUUUUUGGCUCCUGAGGAAGAAUUCUUAUGAAUUGUAUGGGAAUUUUAUAUAUUUAAAAGAAGGAGAUCUGGGCUGUUAUUUUUAAACACUUUUUUUUCAUAAUACAUAUUCUGAGUAGAUAUUUAUAAAAUAUAUAUUUCUUUCAUUAUUGUAAAAUUAGAGUUUAAAUAAAUAUGCUUUGAUGCAUAGUUUUGAACUAAUGUAACAUGAUUUUUCCUUUUUAAAACAGCCUGAAAAUGUACUAGUGUUUAAAAAUAAAGAUUUCCAUUUUCUCCA
This is a messenger RNA of Nycticebus coucang (slow loris), 4462 nucleotides long. RefSeq names its product lysine demethylase 4C (gene KDM4C). The record is from RefSeq and is a predicted model, not a curated record. Lineage: Eukaryota; Metazoa; Chordata; Mammalia; Primates; Lorisidae. Gene Ontology annotation, biological process: chromatin remodeling. Bases 294 to 3539 code for a protein of 1081 amino acids. Gene Ontology annotation, molecular function: histone H3K36 demethylase activity; histone H3K9 demethylase activity. Gene Ontology annotation, cellular component: nucleus. The transcript has 24 exons.